UGGCAUGGUUUUAAGAAACCGAAGGAAGCAAUUCCCCUCCCCAAGCACUGGCGGCGGGGCUGUGAUGACGUCACUGUGCGUCGGACUGCGCUGCGCAGAGUGCGGCUCGGAGAUGGCGGUCGGGCUUCAGGCCUGGAGCGGAGGGUCCCUGUAAAACGUAGAAAACACCGAGGGCCUUUGCCCCGAGGGUACCGGAGUCUAAGUUUUGCAGCCGCUAGUCGAAGCCUAACGAGGUUGUAAAGACGGACGUAGUAAUUUUUUUGCGGCCUCAUUUUGUUCAGUUUUCUGUGCCAAGACUCAAUUUAAUAUCACAAUGGCAACAGAAAUUGGAUCCCCGCCUCGCUUCUUUCACAUGCCUCGAUUUCAGCAUCAGGCUCCCAGACAGCUCUUCUAUAAGAGACCGGACUAUGCCCAGCAACAAGCCAUGCAACAGCUCACCUUCGAUGGCAAACGUAUGCGAAAAGCUGUAAACCGCAAGACUAUAGAUUACAACCCCUCUGUCAUCAAGUAUUUGGAGAACCGUGUAUGGCAGCGAGAUCAGAGAGAUAUGAGAGCUAUUCAGCCAGAUGCUGGUUACUACAAUGAUCUGGUUCCACCUAUUGGGAUGAUUAAUAAUCCCCUGAAUGCUGUCACUACAAAGUUUGUGCGCACUUCUACCAAUAAAGUAAAAUGCCCUGUAUUUGUAGUCAGGUGGACUCCAGAGGGUCGCCGAUUGGUCACUGGAGCCUCUAGUGGAGAAUUCACUUUGUGGAAUGGGCUGACAUUUAAUUUUGAGACUAUUUUGCAGGCUCAUGACAGCCCAGUUCGAGCUAUGACAUGGUCCCAUAAUGACAUGUGGAUGCUGACUGCUGAUCACAGUGGCUAUGUCAAGUAUUGGCAAUCAAAUAUGAACAACGUCAAGAUGUUCCAGGCGCAUAAGGAGGCGAUUAGAGAGGCCAGUUUCUCCCCUACGGAUAAUAAAUUUGCCACGUGCUCAGAUGAUGGGACAGUUAGAAUAUGGGACUUUCUACGUUGCCAUGAGGAGAGAAUACUACGAGGACAUGGUGCAGAUGUAAAGUGUGUUGACUGGCACCCAACUAAAGGACUUCUUGUCUCUGGAAGCAAAGACAGUCAACAACCAAUUAAAUUUUGGGAUCCCAAGAAUGGACAGAGCCUUGCAACACUACACGCUCACAAGAACACUGUAAUGGAAGUGAAAUGGAACUUGAACGGGAACUGGCUGCUCACUGCAUCACGAGAUCACCUCUGUAAGCUUUUUGACAUUCGCAACCUCCGUGAAGAGCUACAGGUAUUUCGAGGACACAAAAAAGAGGCCACGGCUGUUGCCUGGCAUCCAGUACACGAGGGUCUGUUUGCUAGUGGAGGAUCUGACGGCUCGCUGCUGUUCUGGCAUGUUGGAGUGGAGAAAGAAGUUGGUGGCAUGGAAAUUGCUCAUGAAGGAAUGAUCUGGAGUCUUGCGUGGCAUCCUUUAGGGCAUAUUCUAUGCUCGGGAUCUAAUGAUCACACCAGCAAAUUCUGGACAAGAAAUCGACCUGGUGAUAAAAUGCGUGAUCGUUACAAUUUGAACUUACUCCCUGGCAUGUCAGAGGAUGGAGUAGAAUAUGAUGAUAUUGAACCCAAUAAUUUAGCUGUUAUCCCUGGAAUGGGAAUCCCUGAGCAGCUGAAAAUGGCUAUGGAACAGGAACAAAUGAGUAAAGAAGAAUCAAGUUCAGUGGAGAUGACCAUACCUGGGCUUGACUGGGGGAUGGAAGAAGUGAUGCAAAAAGACCAGAAGAAAGUACCUCAGAAAAAAGUUCCUUAUGCUAAACCCAUCCCUGCUCAAUUCCAACAGGCAUGGAUGCAAAACAAAGUGCCACUAAUGCCACCAUCAGAAGCCAUUCCUGACCGCAAAGAAGAGAACAAAUCGGAUGAAAAGAAGAAGAACCAGGCAGAGAUUGAGCAGGAGAUGGCAGCUUUACAAUAUACCAAUCCUCAGCUGCUGGAGCAACUAAAGAUUGAAAGAAUAGCACAGAAGCAAGCUGAGGCACCAGGGCAACUUCAGGGUCUCCCAUCUCCUUUGGGUGGACCUCCACAUGGGCCAUCCACAUUCCAGGCUCCAGGACCUCAGCUACAACCAACACAAAGAUUCCAGCAGCCCCACCCCACACAGCAAAUGCAAAUAAAUGCGCAACAUGGUCCAGCAGGACAGUUUCUUCCACAAGGAUCUCAAGCAGCCCCAGGUCCACAAAAUUUCAUGGCUUCUGGUCCACAGGGGGUGAGAUCUCAAGAAAUGCACCCUGGAGCCAGUAGACUGCCAGUUCCUCAUGGACCAAUGGGUACACAAGGUCCUGGGCCACAAAAUCAGCUAGGGCCUCAGGGACCUUCAGGGCCUAGGGCUAUUCAAGGAAUGUCCUCUCACCAUAGCAUGCAAGGGGCACCUGGUCCUCUUAUGGGAGUUACUCCAAGGGAAGGACAGGUACCACAUGGACUUCGUGAAAAUUCAGGCCCUAAUCAAGGCAUGACAAUAGUACAUCCAGCACAAGACAUGAGAGGCCCCUCUGGAGCAAUGAUUGGACAUGGGCAAGAUAUACGGGGCCCAAUUGAAAUGAGGGGGCCCGCAGAUAUGCGAGGACCACAGGAAAUGAGAGGUCCAGCAGACUUAAGAGGUCCCAAUGAUAUGCGAGGUCCUCAGGAUAUGAGGGGGGGCCCUGAUAUGCGAGGCCCUCAAGAUUUGCGGGGGCCUCUAGAUAUGCGCGGUCCUCAGGAUAUGAGAGGCCCUCCUGAUAUGCGUGGUCCUCAAGACAUGAGGGGUCCCUCUGAUAUGGGUGGCCCUCAAGAUAUUAGGGGACCCCUUGAUAUGCGCGGUCCCCAGGAUAUUAGGGGCCCAUCUGAUAUGAGAGGCCCACAAGAUAUGCGGGGCCCCCCAGACAUGAGAGGACCCCAGGAUAUCAGGGGUCCCCCAGAUAUGAGAGGGCCACCAGAUAUCAGGGGCCCCACAGACAUGCGUGGGCCUCAGGAUAUGAGAGGACCUCCAGACAUGCGUGGACCUCAGGAUAUGAGGGGUCCCCCAGACAUGCGUGGUCCUCAAGAUAUGAGAGGACCUCCAGACAUACGUAGCCUUCAGGAUUUGAGAGGACCCAUGGACAUGCGUGGCCCGCAAAACAUGAGGGGUCCAGCUGACAUGCGUGGCCCCCAAGAUAUGAGGGGGAUGCCUGAUAUGAGAGGACCUCCUGACAUGCGUGUCCACCAAGAUAUGCGGGGACCACCUGAUAUGCGUGGUCCACAAGAUAUGCGAGGACCACCUGACAUGCGUGGUCCUCAAGAAAUGCGAGGACAUCCAGAUAUGCGUGGCCCUCAAGAUAUGCGAGGACCUCCAGAUAUGCGUGGUCCCCCUGACUUGCGUGGCCCUCCAGAUAUCAGGGGUCAUCCAGAAAUGCGUGGACACCCAGAUAUGCGUGGCCUUCCAGACUUGCGAGGGCCACCAGAAAUGCGCGGACCUCAUGAUUUAAGGGGACCUCCUGACAUGCGUGGGCCUCAUGAUAUGAGGGGUCAACCUGAAAUGCGUGGUCAUCAGGAUAUUAGGGUUCCCCCUGAUAUGCGUCAUCCGGAUAUGAGAGGAGGUGGCCCCCAGGAGAUGAGAAGACCAAAUGAUUUGAGAGGAUCUCAUGAUAUGCGUGGCCCUCAGAAUAUGAGGGGCAUGCCAGAUCUUCAUGGACCACAAGAUAUAAGAACAUCCCCUGAUCUGCGAAGCCCUCAAGAUAUAAGAGGUCCUCAGGAUAUGCGAAAUCUACAGGAUAGUAGGGGACCUGCUGACAUUGGUGGCCCCCAGGAUUUAAGAGGCCCUCAACCUGGAAACUCCCAAGGACCUCAUAGCCAGCAGAACCCUCCACGAGUACCUCAUCCAGCACAACAAAAAGCACCAUUACUGGGAGAUGGCCCCAGGCCUUUUAAUCAGGGUGGAAAAGGUCAAGCCCCACCUCCUCUGAUCCCUGGCCUAGGAUCCCAGAGUUCACAAGGACGUGGCCAUCAAGGACCAAGCCCCAACAAAGGUGAUAUGCGUGGUCCUCCAAACCAUCAGUUAGGCUCGCAGCCAGAACGCAGACGUGAGCCAAGCCCUGGCCGUGCUCCGUUCCUUGGUGGACAAGAGUGGAGUGAUUCCCGGAACAACAGAGGACCUUCUGACAGACGGGGCCCUCCUUCUGAUUCUCUUGAUAGGCCAGAUGAUUUUCCUCCAGACGAUCGGUAUGGUCCACGAGGGCGUGAAUUUGACGGAAGAGGUGGAGGUUCUUCCUCUCAGGAUGACAAGUGGAGGCGUGGAGCAUCUGGUACACAGUUUCCCCCUAACCACAGAGAUUUUCCAGACAGAGAGAACAGGGAUUCAAACCGCUGGGAGGGUAGAAGGCAUUCAGAGGAGAGAUAUCCCAGAGAAUCUGAGGAUGUGAGGUUACGAGGACAAAGAGAUGAAGUUUUUCACAGGGCUGGUCCACAGAGGCGCGAAGGGCGUGGCUCCCGUGGGAGGGAAGGGUUUCCUAACCCUGAGGAAUUUGGUCCUGAUGAUAAAUUUGAUUCCAAGGAUGAACCAUUAAGAGGCAGAGAUGGAGGCAGAGGGCGUGGCCGAGGCUCCCAAAGGGAAGGGAGAAAAGGCCUGCUUCCUACCCCAGAACAGUUCUCUGGAUCAGAGCGAGGACCUAACCAUCAGUCCCGAGAAUCAAGAGAAGGAGGACCCGAUCACUUUCCCAGCAGUCCUCGCCGUGACAUUCCAACUCCUGAUGGUCAUUCCCCAGCCAGCAGGGAGCGAUCUUCCUCAUUGCAGGGCAUGGACAUGGCUUCCUUACCUCCACGCAAAAGGCCCUGGCAUGAUGGCCCUGGUACACCUGACCAGAGGGAUGUGGACACAGCUGGGGGGCCAACGGAAGAACCUGUAAAAGCCCGUGAGAGCUCAGGCCCUUCAUCAAGGUCCCAACGGCCAAGCCGCUCUAGCUCCCAGGAGCAGGAAGAGGGUUCCGCUAGGAGUACACGUGGAGCAGGAAGCUGGGGAAGAGGGGGCUCUGGAACGAACUCCAGUCAGUCAUGGAGAGGAGGUCCUAGGGGAAGUGGCAGCAGUGGCGGAGGUGGGAGGAGUCGGUAGGAAUUACUUAAUUCAGUGCAGUGACUCUCUCCUUCUCUGUCUCAAAGUCCAUAUUGGACCAAACUUAUUGUGACUUUUAAACGGGACGCUACAACAGUGUCCGUUACUAAGGGGAGCCUCUGUUGUUGGAGCUGUGUGACCUUGCACAGUAGCUGGAUGCACUGAAACUUAUGUCUGUCAAGCAAAGAUGCAAAGCCUCAUGGAAAACUAUCAGAAACCAACACAAUGGGUUUCCCAUGUUUCUGUUAUGUACUUUCACUCUCUUGUUGGAGUUGGCAUACUCCCCUUUCCACCCCGUCCCAGCAUAAAAAUGGAUAUUUCUAUGUGUACAGUUUGUCAAGAAAUGAGUUGUUUUUGUAUGCAAUGCAGAAUGUAAUUUGAGCAAGAAAUAACAA
Xenopus tropicalis (tropical clawed frog) is the source of this 5502-nucleotide messenger RNA. It is a transcript of the gene wdr33, whose product is annotated as WD repeat domain 33. Gene Ontology annotation, biological process: mRNA 3'-end processing. Gene Ontology annotation, cellular component: nucleus. The coding region runs from base 314 to 5107 and encodes 1597 amino acids. Lineage: Eukaryota; Metazoa; Chordata; Amphibia; Anura; Pipidae. The record is from RefSeq and is a predicted model, not a curated record. The transcript is spliced from 22 exons.